This is a messenger RNA of Hypanus sabinus (Atlantic stingray), 1338 nucleotides long. RefSeq names its product dual specificity mitogen-activated protein kinase kinase 6-like. Gene Ontology annotation, molecular function: ATP binding; MAP kinase kinase activity. The transcript has 12 exons. Lineage: Eukaryota; Metazoa; Chordata; Chondrichthyes; Myliobatiformes; Dasyatidae. Bases 277 to 1290 code for a protein of 337 amino acids. Gene Ontology annotation, biological process: MAPK cascade; protein phosphorylation. The record is from RefSeq and is a predicted model, not a curated record.
AGGAAGGACUGAAGCUGGUACGAUUGAGAAACGAAAGGGUGGGGGGCAGUGUGGUGUUUUAACAUAAGGAAGCAAAUUGGCAUAGCUGGUGGCUGGCCGUGGAAAGAAGAAACGAGGAGUAAACGCACUAAGGGGAACUCUGCAGCGAAGAAUUGUGCAGUAGUGUGCAUGCAGGUUUGCAAAGUGGGGCCCGGAGAGUGCAGCAAGGUCUUUGAACAUUUUUAAUGAGACUUCCCCUAAAGGCACGUCACGCCUCAGCUGCAUUUCUGGGAAUUCAUGGACAAGAGACGAGGAAAAAUGAGAAACAAACCUAAUUUAAAAAUCUCAGAUGAAGUCUUCAAACAGCCAGUUACCAGCCCUACACCACCAAGAGAUCUGGAUUCAAAGGCGUGCAUUACGAUUGGAGAUCGAAACUUUGAGGUGGAAGCUGAUGAUUUGGUACCUAUCAGUGAAUUGGGCCGAGGAGCAUAUGGAGUGGUGGAGAAGGUGCGGCAUACCCCCAGUGGAACCAUAAUGGCUGUGAAGAGAAUUCGAGCAACUGUGAACAGCCAGGAGCAAAAGCGAUUGCUAAUGGACCUCGAUAUUUCGAUGAGAACUGUGGAUUGUUUUUAUACAGUCACAUUUUAUGGAGCACUGUUUCGUGAGGGUGAUGUGUGGAUAUGUAUGGAACUACUGGACACGUCGCUGGACAAAUUUUAUAAAAAAGUGAUUGAGAAAGGAAAAACCUUCCCCGAGGAUAUUUUGGGAAAAAUAGCUGUGUCUAUUGUGAAAGCAUUGGAACACUUGCAUAGCAAGCUUUCUGUGAUUCACAGAGAUGUAAAGCCUUCAAAUGUUCUCAUCAAUAAGGAAGGGCAUGUCAAAAUGUGUGACUUUGGGAUUAGUGGAUAUCUGGUGGACUCUUUGGCUAAGACUUUGGAUGCAGGCUGCAAACCAUACAUGGCUCCUGAGAGGAUUAACCCAGAUCUGAAUCAAAAAGGAUAUAAUGUGAAGUCUGAUGUCUGGAGUUUAGGAAUCACGAUGAUUGAAUUAGCUAUCUUACGUUUUCCCUAUGAAUCCUGGGGUACACCGUUCCAACAGCUGAAGCAGGUUGUGGAAGAACCCUCUCCCCAGCUACCAGAUCACUUCUCUAAGGAAUUUGUAGAUUUCACGGCGCAGUGUUUAAAGAAGAACCCUGAAGAUCGUAUGAACUACAUUGACCUUAUGCAACACCCCUUCUUCAAAAUACAUGACGCUAAUGAAACAGAUGUGGCUUCAUUUGUAAAAGAGGUUUUAGGAGAUGACCCUAUCUGAAGUCUGAGUGAAUAAUAAAUGCAUUGUUGAUUCCUUUUUGUUCCUGCA